Messenger RNA from Cyclospora cayetanensis, 4386 nucleotides. RefSeq lists its product as uncharacterized. Lineage: Eukaryota; Apicomplexa; Conoidasida; Eucoccidiorida; Eimeriidae. The transcript is spliced from 16 exons. The record is from RefSeq and is a predicted model, not a curated record.
AUGCCGCUUGUCAGCCCAAGAGUCAGCGGCACCGGGGGCCCUUCAGGGGCCCCCUCUGGAAGGGGCCCCUCGGGUAAGACUUACAAGAUACUAGAGCAGCCGAAUUCUUCUGGCUCUGCCCCCGCCAAAAGGGGGAAUGGAGGUGGUGGAACCGGCAAGGUUGCCAUUGCGAAAGAGCAAACUGGCCAGAAAGGCAAGGAAAAUGGAAGCAACAGAGGUGCGACGCUUUCAAAAGGGUACUCUCCCAAGAAAGAAUCACAUCUCGCUGCGCAUCGUACGCAGCAAGAAAAGGCCAAUGGGAAAGCUGUGCAGAUGGACGGGAAAACAGCCCAUGAGCGUCCGAAAGUCGAAUAUUUCAAGGUGCCUGUGGCUCAACCACCCGAAAGGAAGGCAUCAGGCCCACGCACAAGGCCCCCUUCCUGUGAAAACUCCGCCGAUUCAUCUCCACUAGGCGACAAAGAUACAAGUGUGCCGGCAGAACUACAGCAAACUCAGGAGAAUGAGGGUUUUAAAUGGCGAACAGCUGCACCGAGCAACGCAGACGCACCACAAGAUGCAGGAGCAGACGUUCCCGAAAUGCUUCGACUCGCCGCCUCCUCUGCUGAAGCCCCCAGAGACGAGGUGCUAAAAGCGAAGCGGCCGAUACGGCGGGCUGAGCCUCCUCCUGCCCCUCGUGUAAAACAUCCUACAGACAUCUUAGAGACACCUGAGCUGCAAAAGCUCCUUUUAGAAAACAAAAGACUUUCGGAUGCAAAAGUGGGCGCUUCCAAGUGGACGGUGCAACCCAACCUCUACAAAAAGGACUUUUUGAUGAUAUCCACACCGGAAGAGAAAAGAAAAUGGCAGCCGCGAAAGAUCUCAGAGGCCGAAGAAGCACGAGAAGACUCAGCUGUUGGGAAGUUUGCGAAGAGUAGACUGUCCAGGCACAUGGGAGCAGCUUUUGUGUGUUUUGCUGCCAAUUGUCGCAGACGAGACUUGGGUAACGCCGAGCGUGAGGCUGGAGCAGCUUCUUCGGUGACCAAUGCUGCGCCACGCGAAGCAGAGCUUACAUUGCCUCAAGCAGGUCUAUUAAGCGCCUCGGAUGCACUUCGCGUACAUCGCCUACGCACAGAAGAGGCGAUGGACACGUAUUUGAUAGAGAACGUCAAUGCCUCCGAGGCAUGGAAACACCGAGAGGGCCUUCACUCCGAGCUACGGCAUUGUCCUCCAUACACUGAACAGACGGGGACGGAUGUGCUGGGAGACACGUUGCUCGCACAGAGGAAGACACCUUCGAAGAAGAUAGGAGUCCUAAGAAUCGAGUCUAUAGAUGAAGAGGGCUUCCUUGAUCCUUACGAUGCAAACGCGAGUCAAGAAGACCCGCUUCCUUUUCCAAUUGGUGGAAAUAAUGAGCAAACCGAGCUCGUCGCGUUGCGCAAUAUUAACCAAGCGGCGCAGACGAUGCGAAAGGGACUCCAAGAUCGUUUUCCUUAUUUAGAUAUUUCCUGGUCGCGCCAACCGUCUUUCGAUGCCGACAAUGUGGAUUCCGUCUUCGUCUUGCAACCCGAAAACCAAUACGCAGAUCAACCCAUCACAGAUUCGUUCUUCGAGUCUCAUGAACGCCUAAGGAUGGCCGCAACGCGAGUUGCGCAGUGUGUUGAAAGCAAAGACACGACAAAGCGCGAAGUCGUGAGAAUGGAGAGAGACAUCAACGUGAUGUACCAACAGGAUGAAAAUUCUACUGACCUUGGUUCGCGGCAACAAUCUGCUCGCUGGGAUAUUUUUUGUGGACUCCAUCAUUCCCAGGGCGUAGAUUGGGGGCAUCAAGAGCAGCAGGAGACAAAAGACACGCUCUACAGACACCCGGAUAAAGUGCUUGCGAUUUGGAACCAAAGGAAUCGCACUUACAAGGAACUUGAAGAUGAAGAGGACAGAGAAAGACACAUGAUGGUCAAGCAGAUCGUUCAUGAAAUAUUUACUCAGUUCGGCGGCAACUGGUCCAACAGGGUAAGCCACGCGCAACGCAAUUCCAUCGCUUGGUCCUCCCUUUUGUUGUCUGUGCAUUGGCUUGCUUAUUUAAUCCUCGAUGCUAUCUUUUUUGUUUGUGUCUUCCCAUCCGUUUAGUUGCCGGCAACUUCGGUAUUUGCUCGACUGCUGCGCAAGCCCGAGCUGCAGUCGCUACGAACUGAGGUGCCGAACCCCCAAGCUAUUAUCUUUCGAUAUCUGAUGUCUCCUAACGAGACUACACAGCUUGUGCACUCCUUGUUUGUUCCUCUAAUCAUGGAACGGUUUUACCUUUUUGACAUGCGGUAUGCCGAAACAUCCAUGAUGAAGAUUGAAGAAGCUAGCUCCUUAUCCGACUGGUGUUUGGCUACAAGGGCUCUCUCCCGCAUGGGAAGAAUUGCGAACUACGUAUUGACCGCCAUUUUAGAGUCGCGGAUUCCUGGUCUCCUCCGCCUACUCUUUCGUUUGAACGCUUUGGAGUUUUUCGAGUAUAGGAUUAGCUAUAUGAUGCACAUGCUUUCUUGGCGGGGACAGGACAACUACGAGUCCAAGCUGCAGGACGCCCGGCAAACAGAGCAAAUAAUCAAAAACCUUUGCACGCGAGGAAGAGCGACAGCGAAAUCGGCCCGCUCUUCCGAACGUGGGAAAACAGAUGAUGCUGAGGCAAGACGCAAAAAAGGCGAUGCACAAAAAGGCGUCUCUACGCCUCAGUCGUGUUCUUCUCCCUCUCCAUCACCUUCAUCACGUAGUCAACCACCCAGCAUGAGCCCCCAAGAGAGAGAACUUCUACUGCGUCGCUCCAAAGACCAGCUGUACGUGGUCUUGAACAACUCAACGUCCUGCAUGGCCAUGCAGUACAACAUCGAAGGCAUCUGUAAACUUAUGCCUUUCCUUACUGAAUACACCGCAAAUAUGGAAAAGAAAGAAACAAUUUGUGGGAGACUUUUGGACUCAUUCGUCACUAAGGCAUUCCUCUCCGCUCUUGCGGAAAAGCAGGUCCCCGAGUCUCCCCAGGCUGUUGGACUUGUGACGAGAUUUGUGGAAAUGCUGACGGAGACACUUUAUGCCAUGAGGGCCCCAAAUAUGAUGGAGCGUCUAAAUAUGAAUCAACAUCCCUCCCUCCCAAAUGUGUGCCUCUGGGACUGCCUUGUGAAGGCUCUUCACCCCCGCAUCAACAUAUUUCUCUGUCGUUCCCUCCUGUGCUUCAUUGCUGAUCUCAUGUACAUGACCUGCCUUGACGAGGCCCCCUUUCUUUUAAAGACUGCGCAGCAGAUCCUGGACGCACUCGAUACAGUCGUAUUGCCCACAGUCAGAGACAAAAAACCAACCCUAGCCACAGAUGUCACGUGGGAUUUUUGCUGGGAAGCUGCUGUCUGUCUCCGCGACGCUUUUAAGAAGACCACCAUCAGCACAAAUAUAAACCCAAAUACUCUGUAUCCGUACACUUUGGUUUAUCGUUGCGGUCUUCGAGCGGGCGGCCCCUGGCCAUCUCUGUGGCAGAGCGCAUGGGAGCCUCCGUACCACCAAUGGAUUUCAUCUUCUUCCUUGCUCGAACCAGAACCAACUUCACAGCCAGAAAGAAAGGGUUCAUUUGUUUCCACCAGCAGCAAGAUGCUUACACAAUCGACUUCAGCGUUAAGGUCUAGCAUGAAAGGCUCACGGCCUCUAAGCCACUCGACUCGGCAUUCGCACAUCCGCUUCGAAACAGCCACCCAACACAAACCACCAUCGGUGCCUUUUUCUCCAAGACCUCCUACUGCUCCAGCUGCUGCCAAGGUUCCCGGCUUUCAGCCGUCCUCUGCCGAUGCUGCAGGAGUGGCAACAGAAACACCUGCACAAAUAAGGGAUGCCAAAGUGAUAUCGAGGGCUGAAACAAAAAAAGAGGCUCAAAUUGACGCAACGCCUCCACACACACUCUGGAAAGGCUUUGUUAUUCCGUGUUGGUUACCCGGAUGUAAAAAUGUCCGAACUCAGGGAUUUCCGCCUGCGGGGGCUGCAGCGAAAAUGCAAUACUGCCCUGAAGGUGCUUUACGCGGCAGUGCAGAAGGUUGGGAUUGUUCGUUGCUAGCGGUUUGUUUUACUGAAAUACGAAAUAGAAAUAAAACUAGAAAAAUUCAUGCUACGCUUGCGGCCAUCGCAUGCUCUUGUGGUGUGAUUGUGACCUUCAUUAGGUGCGGAGUCGCUUCCUAUUGCAGUAGCAAAUGCCAAAAGCUGCACUAUCUUGGAGGACAUUCGCAGGUUUGUUGUUACUUCAAGCGGCCUCCAACAUUCCUUCGUUUCCACAUGCUAAAAGGCCAGAUCCCUCGGCAGAUGGAAUACCCUGCUUUUCAAGUUUUCUAUGGCCUCUGCGAUUUCAACUUUACUCUAAAUGUUAAGCAGGAAGACUUUAAUAUCGUUUUCUGA